AUGGGAUUGAGCCUGUUUAAAGAAUUGAAAAGGCAUAUGGAUGGAUCUGCUGGAAAUAAAAACAAGUGCUUUAUGGGAAAAAUGAGCACGAAGAGACAGAGAAAAUUAUUUUGCAUGACUUCUUCUGUCUUGUUAUUACUUACUCAAGUCUGGAUGCGAUCACGACAUGACAGUUUAUAA
Molecule: messenger RNA, 180 nt
Organism: Clunio marinus
Lineage: Eukaryota; Metazoa; Arthropoda; Insecta; Diptera; Chironomidae
Source: the annotation of a GenBank genome assembly